UUAUUUCAUCAGCCAAGCCAUGCUGCUUGAUGCUGCUGAAGACAAUGUCGAGUCGGACAAGGCUAUACAAGGACACGCCUGACGCCCAAACCGAUAUUUCAUUUCAGAAUUUAUCAAAAUGAGGUCAGGUAAGGGUCAGUUUUAGGUUUUUGCUAGUCGGUUUAAUGACCUGAUAGUCUCCCCCGGUCGAGUCAGACAGCAUCAGGACAGUAGACCGGGAGGUCGAACUACGUCAGAAGGGCUGCUCGGUGUGUCUGACUCAGUGUCGUGGAAAAAAGCGCACAGCCAUUUAUAUCUACGGGUCUCCUGUCUGAAUUGAAUGACUGGUCCUCUCGCUCCCUUUUUAUUGUUAUUUUUUUAUCGGGGCUUUCGAAAGAUAAUUUUACAGCUAGCAAGUUGAACAGGAGUCUACGAAAUAAUGCUGAAGUUCGAAAGUAAUGCCCAAGGAUGCUAAACCGGCUGGCAAGGCUGCAUUGUUCGGAGGAGCCCAAGUCCUUUGUGCUUUCAUCCCUCAACUCAUCCCGUGCUGCUUUGUCUUUAAUUUGCCGUGCGAUACAGACGGUGCCCAGCCCCACGUCCCAGUCCCUCAACUAGAGGCCGACCUGGUCAACAUGAACCUGCAUGGCGCCGGCGGAGGCCUCGACCGCUGCAGGGACAGUGACCGCCGGCGGUCUAGUGACCGCUCCCGAGACAACUCCCACGAGAGGGGCGAGGGUCAGCUGACCCCUUGCAUCAGGAACAUCACCUCGCCCACCCGACAGCACAACAGUGAUCGUGAGCGGGGCGAGGGUGGUUCUUCCUCCAGGUCGUCGAGCCCUCGGCCCCCCAGGGCCUUAAUCUCCGUGGGGCCCAGCUGCAUCGCAGCUAGCAGCAGCAGGAGCAGCCUGUUCAGUACUGAGGCCCACUGUAAGGGUCUGGGUCAUGGACACGUGCACGGUCCCUGUGACCUCCUCUACGUCUAUGAGAACGCCAAGGAGGGGACGCGCACAUUACGGACCGCCGAGAGGGUCACUCUGAUAGUGGACAACACCCGCUUCCUGGUGGACCCGGCCAUCUUCACCGCCCAGCCCAACACCAUGCUGGGAAGAAUGUUUGGAUCUGGGAGGGAAUACAAUUUCACCAGGCCCAAUGACAAAGGAGAGUUUGAGGUGGCAGAUGGAAUCAGCUCAAUGGUUUUUAGAGCCAUCCUGGAUUACUACAAAUCUGGGAUAAUCUGCUGUCCUGAUGGGAUCUCCAUUCCUGAGCUGAGAGAAGCAUGUGACUACCUCUGCAUCUCCUUUGACUACAGCACCAUCAAGUGUAGAGACCUCAGUGCACUCAUGCACGAGCUGUCCAACGAUGGGGCGAGGCGUCAGUUUGAGUUCUACUUGGAGGAGAUGGUGCUGCCUCUGAUGGUUGCCAGCGCCCAGAAUGGAGAGAGGGAGUGUCACGUGGUGGUCCUGACCGACGACGACGUGGUGGACUGGGACGAGGAGUACCCUCCGCAGAUGGGAGAGGAGUAUUCACAGAUUAUAUACAGCACAAAACUGUACAGAUUCUUCAAGUACAUAGAGAAUCGAGACGUUGCCAAAUCAGUAUUAAAAGACAGAGGACUUAAGAAAAUCAGACUUGGAAUUGAAGGUUACCCCACCUACAAGGAGAAGGUGAAGAAGCGUCCCGGCGGCCGGCCAGAGGUCAUCUACAACUAUGUCCAACGGCCCUUCAUCCGCAUGUCCUGGGAGAAGGAGGAGGGCAAGAGCCGCCAUGUUGACUUCCAGUGUGUGAAGAGCAAGUCUAUCACAAACCUAGCAGCCGCCGCUGCAGACAUUCCCCAGGACCAGCUUGUCAACAUGCACCCUGGCCCUCAGGUGGACGAACUGGACAUCCAGCCUCAGCCCAUCUACCACUACGAGCCAGACCCAGACGCCCCCUCACCGGCUGUCUGAGACUGGGCCCCCUUCUCCCUCCACAGAGCACUGGAGCGAGUUUGACAGCAGAAACCAAAUUGCCUUUGCACCUCUUCUGCAGCUUAAUAAGGCAAAAAAAAUGAACUGGUGUAUAUUGUCAACAGCAUAGGAAGGAGAAGCAAAGCACACAGUAAACAAUUGCCUCCUUGCACUGUUUCUUUUUUUAACUGACCAAAGGAGAUCUUUUUUAUCAAGAAUAUUUGAAGUAUUCUUUUCAUUUGAUGAAAAGGUUGUAUCACAAACUUGUCUGUGGGUCCUCCUGUGCUGAGUUAUGGGUGGGGUGUGGUGCUGCUGUGGACAGUUACAAUACUGUAGUUCCUAAAGGGUUUGGUUUUAUCCACGUCUGCUUGCUCCCCCUGUUGAUGUGGUGUGGUGGUGCGGAUGAGAAUGUUACUACAGUAGUCUACCACCAGAGCACCUGGGGAGCCUCAAUAAAUCAUUUUUUAUUUAA
Molecule: messenger RNA, 2397 nt
Organism: Coregonus clupeaformis (lake whitefish)
Lineage: Eukaryota; Metazoa; Chordata; Actinopteri; Salmoniformes; Salmonidae
Product: BTB/POZ domain-containing protein 10-like
Exons: 8
Coding region: 438-1925 (495 amino acids)
Biological process (GO): positive regulation of phosphorylation
Cellular component (GO): cytoplasm
Molecular function (GO): protein binding
Source: RefSeq, a predicted model, not a curated record